Molecule: messenger RNA, 1058 nt
Organism: Salvia hispanica
Lineage: Eukaryota; Viridiplantae; Streptophyta; Magnoliopsida; Lamiales; Lamiaceae
Product: succinate dehydrogenase [ubiquinone] iron-sulfur subunit 2, mitochondrial-like
Biological process (GO): respiratory electron transport chain; aerobic respiration; tricarboxylic acid cycle
Cellular component (GO): mitochondrion
Molecular function (GO): electron transfer activity; oxidoreductase activity; 2 iron, 2 sulfur cluster binding
Source: RefSeq, a predicted model, not a curated record
AUGGCGAUUGGAUUGGUUCGACGAGCGAUAGCAAGGGUUCCGGCUUUGUCACUGGCGGCCAGAGCUUUCAUCUACAGAGAACACGCAUCGGAGGCGGCGAAACCUAGCUCCACCCCCAAAACCUUCCAAAUCUACCGAUGGAAUCCGGAUACGCCUCAGAAGCCCGACCUCCAGAACUACGAAAUCGACCUCAAGGAGUGUGGCCCCAUGGUCCUCGACGCCCUAAUUAAGAUUAAGAACGAGGUCGAUCCAACCCUAACCUUCCGCCGCUCCUGCCGCGAGGGGAUCUGCGGUUCCUGCGCGAUGAACAUCGACGGCCGGAACGGUCUCGCCUGUCUCACCAAGAUAGAAUCCGGCGGGGACGCGACUAUGAUCACGCCGCUUCCGCACAUGUUCGUGAUUAAGGAUCUGGUGGUCGACAUGACGAAUUUCUACAACCAGUAUAAGUCGAUUGAGCCGUGGUUGAAGCGGAAGAGUCCGCCGGAGAAUCCGGGGAAGGAGAAUCUGCAGAGCAAGGAGGAUCGGAAGAAGCUGGAUGGGAUGUAUGAGUGCAUUCUGUGUGCUUGCUGUAGCACAUCGUGCCCUAGCUACUGGUGGAAUCCGGAGUCUUACUUGGGCCCCGCAGCGCUUCUCCAUGCCAACAGAUGGAUAAUGGACAGUCGAGAUGAAUAUACAAAGGAGCGGCUGGAUGCCAUUAACGAUGAGUUCAAGCUGUAUCGGUGCCAUACAAUCUUAAAUUGUGCUAAAGCUUGCCCCAAGGGACUCAAUCCUGGUAUGCAAAUCCAGAACAUCAAGAGACUCGAGCGCACAAACUAGCUCUUCGGAUUCUUGGAUGCUUGAUUGAUUCAUCAAGUUGAAUAAUCAAUCUAUUUUUUUGUAAUUUUCAACUACUCUACCCUUCUGAAUUAGUAUACCGUUUCCAAAAUAAUGUGCUUUGGGAAAUUGGGCUUAUAGUUGUGAAUUGUUGGUUUAAUCGCAGCUCGAGUGGCCCGGCCCGGCCUACAACUGCGGAGGGCUGUAGAUGGUUUAUUUGUGAGCAAAGUUUUAUUUGGUUUUAA